UUUUCUUGCAAUCCCUUGCGUACGGGCGCGACACCCAUGAGGUAUGGCUGGUCACGUGACACAGGUGGAACCGCGGGGACACCUCCCCAGCCCCCUGUACACCUACAGGUGUGUCAUACAGACACCUCCGACAGUCGCACACGUCUACCUGGUCUGGAAGCCGGCGACAGAAGGCUCUUGUCCUCAAAGCAUCUGCACGUCAGAACACCAGUACGAGUGUCGUUCAACAGAAGCAGACGACAUCCUAACUGCCAUCUUCACACAGCAGCCGCCAUCUUGACACACGGUCCAGCGCCAUGGGAAUCAGCGAAGGAUGCGCGGAGGCUACUCACCUGACGAGGCUGACGAUCGUGUUGCUGUUUCUGGGCAGUGUCAGCAACUGGAUCGCAUUCUGUACCGUCUCCUGGUCUUUUAUCAGCGCCGACGAAUUGCUCAGGGACCAAGGUUUCGGACUUUGGCGGCGUUGCAUGCUCAACAGACGCUGCGACACCACCGACGGCACCCGACUAGAAUGGUACGCCGGGGUGCAAUCGUGUGAAGUUUUCGCUUUCAUGGGAAUGAACAUCGCCGCCAUCCUCGCCAUCCUGUACGCCUUCAAGAAGUCCUGUCGGUACAACACUGAGGUCAGGGUGGGCAUCGUCCUCGGCGGAAUUGUGGGAGGCGCCGGUCAUCUGACUGCUGUUAUUGUGUUUGGCAUCCUGAGGAGGUCGUUAUAUUCGUGGACUAACAUGGGUGAGCACCUCGGUUUCUCAUACGGCGUCGCAGUUGCUGCCUCCUUCUUCUCAUUUGCCUCUGCUAUCGUCACCGCCAUCGACAUAUUCGUGUCGCCCACCAGCAGCCCACCCCGUUCAAAAGGUGAAGUUUACGACAACACCCCUAUCUAAAGGUGGAAAACACCAUCCACAACACGUCGGUAAGAAACAGACUUGUUAAAGGCAUUGAAGUAUCAUUGUGUCAACAUGUCCUGAAUCCUUCUCACACUCACCCGUCCACAAAACGACUGUCCCCUACAGGGGUGUGUUUUUAUUAGGUUAGUCAUAGAAAAUAUAUAUUUGUGGACUGAGGAAACAUCAGCCCCUAGUGACUGCAACUGAGUUGUGAGUACAGUGAGCGGUGUUCAGCAGUGACAUCGUGAGUAUCAAAUGACAGACUAAAACUGAGGAAAAAACUUUUUUUUUUUUUUUAAAGUACAACAUGCAUAGAAGUGUUACAUAAUUAUAAGGAGUAAUCUUUGGAUGUAUCUGAAUUGAGAAUUUUUUUCUUUUACCUUUAUCGUUUAUUGUUCAUGCAGCGGUUGCUGUAA
This is a messenger RNA of Pomacea canaliculata, 1303 nucleotides long. RefSeq lists its product as uncharacterized. Bases 297 to 884 code for a protein of 195 amino acids. Lineage: Eukaryota; Metazoa; Mollusca; Gastropoda; Architaenioglossa; Ampullariidae. The record is from RefSeq and is a predicted model, not a curated record. The transcript is spliced from 4 exons.